This is a messenger RNA of Pseudocercospora fijiensis CIRAD86, 665 nucleotides long. RefSeq lists its product as uncharacterized. Gene Ontology annotation, cellular component: cytoplasm. Lineage: Eukaryota; Fungi; Ascomycota; Dothideomycetes; Mycosphaerellales; Mycosphaerellaceae. The record is from RefSeq and is a predicted model, not a curated record. Bases 48 to 368 code for a protein of 106 amino acids. Gene Ontology annotation, molecular function: aralkylamine N-acetyltransferase activity. The transcript has a single exon.
ACAUCGUUGCGACCAAAACGACUAACCCGACGGUCACUGACACCGACAUGGCAAUACCGACACCGGGCAAUUCCGAUCCAAAAUUGGGUCACAAGGAGGAAGGUAGGACCGUAUGCAUACACAGUCUGGCCGUUUUGCCGCAAUACCAGAACCGGAGUCUAGGCAAGACAUUAAUGAAGGCGUAUUUGCAGCGCAUUGAGAGCCAUGGCGUGGCUGACCGGGCCGCGCUGAUUGCGCAUGAGCAUCUCAUACCAUUUUAUGAGAAGUUAGGCUUCGAGAACAAGGGCCCAAGUAAGGCGCAGUUUGGUGGUGGAGGGUGGUUUGAUAUGAUCAAGGAACUGCACCCUGAGAAUGCGCUGAGUCCUUGAUUCGCGUGGCGAGCUGGAACUCGGUACCAGAUGACCAAGCAGUAGCGUGAGCAGGGAGUGUCUGAAGAGAGGAGAGCAAGGCGACGACACGCCGAGAACUGAGGAUGCUGAAGUACUUCAUGUGUAUCAACUUGGUGAGAUUGUGUUCAAUACUACGUUGGUUCGCUAAUGCUAUGCAAUGUGAUAGACAUAUGCGGCAGAGCGACGAUGUUAGUACCCUGGGUCCUCUUCCUAUGAGCUUCGCCGGCUAUCGGGGCUGCUGGAAAUUCAUGCAAUCCCGUAACUGGGGCAGCACAG